AUGGAUACACAAUUACACCCAGAUACACACAUCUCACCCGACCGUUUCAAGCGCACAAUUCUCCCAGCCCAACAGGGCGCAGAGGCUGACCACUCCCCAGUAGUCAUCUACAUGAUCAGCGGCAACCCAGGCCUAAUCAGCUACUACCACGGCUUUCUCUCGACACUCGCAGACAGACUGUCUUCUCUGUCCACCGAGCAGGGCAUCAGGAGUAAAUUCCACAUCUACGGGCACAGCCUGAGCGGAUUUGAAGUGGAAGAAUCCUCGGCCGGAAAUGGCAACGGCAGCACCACACAGCCCUGCAGCCUCGAAGAGCAAAUCUGCUUCGUCCAGCGCAAACUGGACUCUUUCAUUGGGGGGUUAGAGGUAGUAGGGCCGCGCAGAGCGAAGGUGAUCCUGGUUGGACACUCUGUAGGCUCGUACAUCGCCAUGGAAGUCCUACGCCGACACCGCGAGCGUUCCGAUGCGACCUCGACAUCGUCGUCGUCGGGGGCUGUCGGCUUUGAUAUUAUCGGGGGCGCUAUGCUCUUUCCUACUGUUGUUGAUAUUGCGCUGUCGCCGUCGGGGAGGAAACUUACCAAUAUUCUCUCUUUCGUACCGCAGCUGGCUCUGCUAGCGGGCAUAUUCGUCCGCAUCCUCGUCGCCUGCGUAUCGGAGUUUAUACUCCGCUCCCUAGUGAGAUUCUACAUGCAGUCCGCCUCACUUGAAAUGGUCACUGCCACAACAUCAUUCAUCAAAAGCAAGCGGGGCGUGCGACAAGCUCUACACAUGGCCGCCGACGAAAUGCAAACCAUCACCGCAGACAAAUGGUCCGAUGACGUUUGGGGCGUGCCCAGCGCAGGCGAACCACUGACCCGACUGUUCUUCUACUUCGGUCGGAAUGACCACUGGGUUGCGGAGCGAACGAGGGACGAUAUCAUCCACAUGCGGGGACGGCAUGUAACUGGGGGCCCGAAGAUGGUGGUUUGUGAGGAGGGGUUGCCGCAUGCUUUUGUUUUGAAGCGUGAUGAUACUGAUGUGAUGGCGACUAAGGUGGCGGGCAUGGUUAUGGAGAUUGUGCAGAUGGGUUGA
Molecule: messenger RNA, 1071 nt
Organism: Aspergillus candidus
Lineage: Eukaryota; Fungi; Ascomycota; Eurotiomycetes; Eurotiales; Aspergillaceae
Product: bifunctional triacylglycerol lipase/ester hydrolase
Exons: 4
Coding region: 1-1071 (356 amino acids)
Biological process (GO): lipid storage
Cellular component (GO): lipid droplet
Molecular function (GO): lipase activity
Source: RefSeq, a predicted model, not a curated record